AUGACGCAACCACCACCUUCUACACCCACGCCUCGCCGAUUCCUCCUCUCAAAGCGACCCCCGGCAUCGCAACAGCAAACCCCUGGCAGCGGACCCCAGGUCUUCACCGGCAGCCAGCGUUUCCAGACGACGCCGCGCUUCGCCCCUACGUCGGCAACACAGCGGCCGCCUUCGACACCCGUGUUCCCAGGGACUCUUCGGCCGUCGAGAAGCAGGGACCCCAUUCACGAUGCCUUGGACAGCUCUCCGCCGGCUGCGCCAGCCUCAGCGACGCGGUCGGCACUAGGUGCCGGGACGCAAAGGCAUAAAAACAGGAUCGAGAUCGACUCCGAUAUCGAGAGCGAAUCUCAACACGAGCAAGAGGAGCAUCUUCCGCCACCGGCCACCUUUAGGUCGUUUGACUCCAUCGAGGUCGAAUCUGAGCCGCCUAGUGCGCUGCAAAGCGAAAUCGAGGAGAGAACGCCGAAAAGGAGGCGGAUAUCGAUCUCGCCGGCGCCGAGCUGGUACGAUGACGCCGAGGAAGAUGUGGACAUGAUUCUCCACGAUGAGCGCGCUGUGAAAGGCUCGGGAAAUGAGGACGAGGACGAGGAACUACCCGACGCCAAAGACGAACACCCACCCGAUUCAGAUGCGCCAAACGGAGAUGAGGAGGACCUGGGCACCCCCGACCGGCACGAGAGAGGCGCGCCGAAAACGCAGCCGACUUUCCACCGAGCGCCGCGGUUCAAAAUCUCUGAAGCCGAGGCGGCUCGCCAAGAGGGCCUGCCGCCAGCCUUCUCGCCGCAGAGGCGCGGCGCAAAGUAUGUCGCCGGAGGGCUCGCGGCGGAGUUGCAAGCCUGGCUCGCCGAGGUUAAAGGCUGGACCGGCAGCGACCGGCCGGCGGACCUGGUCAUGACCAUUGUCGUCGACGAGCUGCGCGCCGGGAACCGGAUGUACCUCAUCAGGGGACGGAGGAUUGUGGAGAGCGAGGGGACGAACGAGGAGAUCGCCGCGAGGCUCAUGUUGGCUGGUGAGGGGAGGCUGACGGGGCUGGGACAGAAGGCGUCUGUCGUCGUCGGGAGCACGAUCGCGAUCUCUCAGCCUGCGUGGGAGGUCGAGCUUGAAGGAACACGGUGGAUAGUUGCGUGCGACUGGUCAGUCUCGUAG
Messenger RNA from Colletotrichum higginsianum IMI 349063, 1146 nucleotides. RefSeq lists its product as uncharacterized. The transcript is spliced from 2 exons. Lineage: Eukaryota; Fungi; Ascomycota; Sordariomycetes; Glomerellales; Glomerellaceae. The record is from RefSeq and is a predicted model, not a curated record. The coding region runs from base 1 to 1146 and encodes 381 amino acids.